AUGCUCUUCCGUACUGCGGCCCGCCAGGCUGCGCCCCUGCGCCGGCAGGCAUUUGCCCCUCUGACCCGUCGCUCUGUCACCACCGAUGCCGCUUCGUCGCACGCCGAGAACAUCCCGCAGGAUGAUGACAAGCCGUUCACCGUCCGCCUCUCCGAUGAGAGCUUCGAGACCUACGAGCUCGACCCGCCUCCCUACACUCUGGAGACCACCAAGAAGGAGCUGAAGCAGAUGUACCACGAUAUGGUCUCGAUCAGACGUAUGGAGAUGGCCGCCGAUCGCCUCUACAAGGAGAAGAAGAUCCGUGGUUUCUGCCAUCUGUCGACCGGCCAGGAAGCCGUCGCUGUCGGUAUUGAGCACGCUAUUAAUCGUCAGGACAAGGUCAUCACCGCCUACCGCUGCCACGGUUACGCUCUGAUGCGCGGUGCCACCGUCAAGUCGAUCAUCGGUGAGCUGCUGGGUCGCCGUGAGGGUAUCGCCUACGGAAAGGGCGGUUCUAUGCACAUGUUCGCCGAGAACUUCUACGGUGGUAACGGUAUUGUCGGUGCCCAGGUUCCUGUCGGUGCUGGCCUGGCUUUCGCUCAGCAGUACAAUGAGCAGCCCAACACCUCCAUCAUUCUGUACGGUGAUGGUGCCUCCAACCAGGGCCAGGUCUUCGAGGCUUUCAACAUGGCUAAGCUGUGGAACCUGCCUGCCCUGUUCGGCUGCGAGAACAACAAGUAUGGCAUGGGUACCUCCGCCGCCCGCUCCUCCGCCCUGACCGAGUACUACAAGCGUGGCCAGUACAUUCCCGGUAUUAAGGUCAACGGCAUGGACGUCCUCGCCACUAAGGCCGCCGUCCAGUACGGCAAGAACUACGCCAUCUCUGGCAACGGUCCUCUCGUCUUUGAGUACGUGACCUACCGCUAUGGUGGUCACUCCAUGUCCGACCCCGGUACCACCUACCGCAGCCGUGAGGAGAUCCAGCGCAUGCGCUCCACCAACGACCCCAUCGCCGGUCUUAAGCAGAAGAUGCUCGAGUGGGGCGUCACCUCCGAGGAGGAGCUCAAGGCUAUUGACAAGGCUGCCCGCGCCAACGUCGACCAGGAGGUCGCUGAGGCCGAGAAGAUGGCCGCCCCUGACAACAACUCCCGCAUUCUGUUCGAGGACAUCUACGUCCGCGGCUCCGAGCCCCGCUGGAUGCGUGGCCGCACCGUCGACGAGACCUUCUACUACUAG
Molecule: messenger RNA, 1215 nt
Organism: Penicillium macrosclerotiorum
Lineage: Eukaryota; Fungi; Ascomycota; Eurotiomycetes; Eurotiales; Aspergillaceae
Product: pyruvate dehydrogenase (acetyl-transferring) subunit E1 alpha
Exons: 4
Coding region: 1-1215 (404 amino acids)
Biological process (GO): pyruvate decarboxylation to acetyl-CoA
Cellular component (GO): intracellular membrane-bounded organelle
Molecular function (GO): pyruvate dehydrogenase (acetyl-transferring) activity
Source: RefSeq, a predicted model, not a curated record